AUGCGGCGCGUCCCUCAACCCCCAGCACGGCCGUCCGCCGUCGCGCCUUCUUUUCACGCAUCGCCGCCAUUGCCAGCACCACCAGUAGCAUCAGACCUCCUCGCUCACUUCCAACUCGCGUCAUGCGCGCCGCGCUUUUCGAUCUCGGCGCAAGAGGCACCGACUCGCACCCUCGUCGCCCUACCGCGUGCGCUCGCCGUCGGUCGCGCUCCCUCCCCCGCUUCCGCCGCGCCAACGCUUCGCGAUGCGCACGCCGCAGUGGUUGCAGCGCGGGCGGCGGGUGUGGGGCAGGCGAGGGGCGUGUUCGUGGAGGAGAAGUAUGCUGAUGGUUACUUCAGUGACGGGUUCUAUGAGAUGAACUUGGUCGCGACGAAUGAUAUGGAUGAGAUCUAUGAGGAUCCUGAGUAUGGUGAGAUGGGAGAACUGGAGGAGUUAUUGACUAAGGUUGAUGAGAGUGAGGACUCGGAUGAUAUGGCUGCGAGUGUGGAGGCAGCAGUGAAGCAGGAAGAGGAGAUAGUGAUCACGGAUGCAGCAGCAGUAAACGGUGGAGAUGGAGACGAUGUCAACACUUUUGCAGCAGCGAUCGUGGUUGAAGAUGAAGCAGUAAAUGCGAAGUAUGUGGGAGUUGAAGCUGUGAAAGGGGACAUCAUGGUGAAAGGAUCAAAGGCGAAUGCAACUGCAAAGGGGCAAGUGCUUAAGGAGGAUGAACGCGUUGAAGGGUACGAGACCCGAGAGGUGUUGGGUGUAAAGAUGCCGAGGAGAAGCAAGAGGCAUAAGAAAAUCUCUCAAGGUUUGGAUGUCAAGGCGCUCAACUACAAGACACAUAAGCAGAGGUUCAAGGUGCAGGAGCUGCAGGGGAGCGUGAAGCCGACUUAG
Molecule: messenger RNA, 876 nt
Organism: Closterium sp. Naga37s-1
Lineage: Eukaryota; Viridiplantae; Streptophyta; Zygnematophyceae; Desmidiales; Closteriaceae
Source: the annotation of a GenBank genome assembly